Molecule: messenger RNA, 465 nt
Organism: Colletotrichum karsti
Lineage: Eukaryota; Fungi; Ascomycota; Sordariomycetes; Glomerellales; Glomerellaceae
Exons: 2
Coding region: 1-465 (154 amino acids)
Source: RefSeq, a predicted model, not a curated record
AUGAAGAUGUUACCCUCUUUCUUCUCUGCCCUACUCUUCUCUGCCCUACUCUUCUCCUAUCUUUCAGUUGUCGUUCAAGCCGCCUGCUACUACCCCAACGGAAGCAUCGCCCCCAACGAUACACCAUGCCGAGAUGACACGGCCGAGUCGGCCUGCUGCGGUCAGGGCUACGCGUGCCUUUCGAACGGCAUGUGUCAAGCGACGGGGCAAGAGUUGCAGAAGGGCGGCGCGACGGAGCUUGUGAGGGGAGCAAUCCGCAACGGCAAUUACAACCAUCGGCGUCAUACAAACCACGACAGAAUCGUCUUCGACGACGUCGACGGUAUCACAGGAGACUCAGGUCACGAACUCCCCGUCUCAGGCACCUUCAGCACCCACGAUGAACCCGUCCCGUCUCCCAAGCUCGAACCCUGUAAUCACGAGCACUGGUGCGCCACACAGUCCUACAAGCAGUCCAGACACUGA